This is a messenger RNA of Ceratitis capitata (Mediterranean fruit fly), 3001 nucleotides long. It is a transcript of the gene Sox21b, whose product is annotated as V-type proton ATPase subunit C. The transcript is spliced from 6 exons. Lineage: Eukaryota; Metazoa; Arthropoda; Insecta; Diptera; Tephritidae. The record is from RefSeq and is a predicted model, not a curated record. Gene Ontology annotation, molecular function: RNA polymerase II cis-regulatory region sequence-specific DNA binding; DNA-binding transcription factor activity, RNA polymerase II-specific. Bases 1 to 1995 code for a protein of 664 amino acids. Gene Ontology annotation, biological process: anatomical structure morphogenesis; positive regulation of transcription by RNA polymerase II; cell differentiation.
AUGAUGGAUCGUAUCCCAUCAUUAUCGUUAUCAGGCAUAUCGCUCGCACAUCCACUAACGUUAUCCACGACCGGACAACAAUUACAAAGCCAUCUUAGUUCCGCAUCGGCGGUCACAUCGUCAACUGGCGCAGGUGGACAUCAUCACCAACAUCAUCAUCAUCACCACCAUUUGGGUCAAUUAGCCGCUGUUGUGCAUCAACAGCAGCAGCAACAACUACAACAGCAGCAGCAGCAGCAACAACAACAACAUCAUCAUCAACAAGCUCAUCUGCAGGCACAUCACAACAAUCAUCAUCUAAGCCAUCAUCAGCUGUCAUUGAAUUCAGCGUCCUCGACUAGCCACUCGCCAACGUCUAGUAACUCAGCAUCGACGUCGUUACAUCAUCAUCACACCUCGCUGCUGGCAACACAUUCCGGCAUUCAUUCAUCACCCACUGCGCUCUCGCAUCAUCCACACACCAGCAACAACAACCACUCAGCGUCAUCAUCCACCUCGCUUUCACUGCAUCAGUCAGCAUCUGCAUCAUCGUCGGCUGGCUCAGCAGGUUCUGGUAGCUCGGUGGCUUCAGGUGGUGGCGGGGGUGCUGUAGGGGUUUCAAGUUCAUCAGCGCAUCAAUUGCAACACCACAACUCAUCAGCGUUGCACAAUCAACAUCAGCAUUCGCUGCACCACACCACACAUCAUCACGCGCAUAGCCACCUAAACGCGCACGCCUCCUCACCUGCUAACGCAACGAAUUCAGCUAGUACGGCAUCCGUGAUGGCCGCCGCCGCCGCUGCACAUCUGCACCACAAUUCACAGGCCAACUCGCCGAUGACGAAUCUGCAUCAGAAUAUGGGUGGCCUGAUGAAUAGCGGCAGCAGUGCCAGCGAUGUCUUUUUCAGUCUAAUGAUACAAAAUACAACGAAACGACAAAAUGAAGAACACAUUAAGCGACCCAUGAACGCCUUUAUGGUUUGGUCUCGACUACAACGACGAAAAAUUGCACAGGAUAAUCCGAAAAUGCAUAAUUCUGAAAUAUCGAAACGUUUGGGUGCCGAAUGGAAACUUUUGACCGAAGAUGAAAAACGCCCAUUUAUCGAUGAAGCCAAGCGACUUCGUGCAAUGCACAUGAAAGAACAUCCCGACUACAAGUAUCGUCCCCGGAGAAAACCGAAAGCGUUACGACGUGAUGGCUACCCCUAUCCGAUGCCGUAUCCAUCAGUACCCGUAGAGGCGUUACGUGCAGGUAUAACGCCAGGUUACUUUGCGCCCGGUCCAGCAGCGGCAUAUCACUUGGGCAGCCAUCUGACACAGACGAAUUCACCAGCAUCACAGACCGGGCAAAUGGACGUACCGAAGUUCGCGCUCGAUCGUAGCUCGUACCUAAGCUCAGCAGCCACCGCGGGCACGCUAUAUGAGACAUCGAAAGCUGCGCAAGCGAGUGCCGCCUACAGCGCCUACUUGGACCCCAGCGUCCUUACCAAGGCAUAUUUCGACUCGAAAAUGUAUCAGGAUCGCGCUGCCAACUAUGCCUUUGACAUUUCGAAAAUCUACGGUGCCCAACAGCAUGGCACGUCGGCGGCCGCCGCUGCGGUGGCGCAUCAACAACAGCAACAGCAUUUGCUCAAUGGCCUCGGUAUAGGCGGCGGCGGCGGCGGCUCUGUACAUCAUAAUAGCAGCAGUAACAAUAACAAUAACAAUCAUGCCACAGCGAAUAACAAUCUGGAUGAACGUGACAAUACACCGCACCUGGACACUGGUGGCAGUGGGGCGAGUGGUGUUGGCAUUUCAAGCGGUGUGGCGGAUUCUAAGCCACAUCUACACUCACCAACGGACGGACAGCUUGAUUAUUCACAGUAUGCACAGUACGGCCAAGUUGGUGGCGCCUCGGUAGGUUUGGGUGGCAGCGUUGUUAGCAACGGUGGCUUGGGUGGCAUUGGCGCGGGCGGUGGGCCUGGUGCAGCUGGUGCUGGCGGCGAUUUUCGACGUCCGCUAACUGUCAUAUUUUGACCAUCGUCCGUCGAGAGUGAGGAGCUCAACCUGUCCAUGACGAAUUAGAUUUGUGAAGAGAGGAGUUUAGGUGUAUAUGUUUAAUAGUGAAUAUGAUGUACGGUAAAUCGAGGAAGUCUCGAUACAAAAAACAUUAAGUAUGUAUUUAUAAAGACGAUUUUAUUUUUAGAUUUUUAGUACUCAACCGAAACAUGAUUCAAAAGUAUAUACCAUAUAUGUGUAUAUAUUAACUUAGUAUAUAAAGUUAGACAUACAUAAGUACAUAUGUAUGUAAAGAUAUGUACGAAAGUGUAUUCAUGGGAAAAUGUGUAGGAAGAGGAAUGCCCGCGUGCUGUAUUCCAUAGCUUAUAUGACAUACAUACAAACAUUUUAUUAAUAAAGUGAAGAAUGUCGGGGGGACAUAAAAUAUCCAAUUUCGUUUUUAAAUAUUUUCAAUAAAUCCUUAAAUUUAAGAAACCAUACAUAUAUAUGUUUAUUUAGACCUAUGUCUUCCUAACUCUCUAGCUGUUCGACCUUGCUGCCUUUGCUAGCUCAUAUAUAUACUCGUAUGAGCUAGCAGGGUUUUCCCCAUUAGAGGUCAUAUUUUGAUAUUCAAAGAAAAAUCACCUUUUUUGUGGUUAUAAAUCGACGCUGGCCUAUUGGUGUAGUCCUAAUCUUUCACGUGGCCACAAAGGAAGAAGUCAGAAGAUAUCGGUGUCCAAUUACGAUCACCUCUUCGAGAGAUAAAGCGGGGUGUGACAAUUAAGUAAUGAGACUGAUUAUAUUGCCGCGGUUGUUGUAACUCUGCGACCUUGAUAUUCCCUUUCCUUUCGUGUUGAAAAAGCUUCGGAAACUUACGAUGAACUUGUAAACAACUGCCUUAUUCGCCCAAUAUGACUCCCUGUGACUUUUUUGUUCCUUAGAAAAAAAAUCGGUAGGCAAAGGAACCCACUUUGAGUCCAUUCAGGUCAUCCAGGCGGCCGUGAUGAGGGUACACGCGGACAUCCCAGUCGAAGCGUUCCAGAAA